Messenger RNA from Salvia splendens (bonfire salvia), 1122 nucleotides. RefSeq names its product la-related protein 7-like. The transcript is spliced from 2 exons. Bases 25 to 852 code for a protein of 275 amino acids. The record is from RefSeq and is a predicted model, not a curated record. Lineage: Eukaryota; Viridiplantae; Streptophyta; Magnoliopsida; Lamiales; Lamiaceae.
UACCGAUCUCGUUCACAGUUUAACAUGGUAUCAGAGCAGUGUCGAUCCCGUGGAUCGGUCACUAGCUCGACACCUUCAGCAGAAAAUUUCACAAAUACAAAAAUCAUGAACACAAUCCAAAUACCCCAGAUUUUCGAUUCUGAAUCACUCCUUGAAUACAUAUCAGAGAUGAUUGCUCAAUACAAAGAACUAAGUCGGUCUACUGGUUCUGUAAAAGGAAAACCGAAGAUUGAGUUUUAUGACAAGGACAAGAAGAAGGGAUCAGGAGGAAUGAUCACUCCCGCAAAGACUUACAAUCCUGCUGCUGAUUCAAUUCUUGAACUGGUGGAAUCACUCACCAAGGAUGAUAAAGAAGAAACGGAACUCGUAGUUGCUGAAGAGCAGAAGAAAAAGAAGAAGAAGAAGAAGAAGAAGAGGAGGAGUGAACCUGAAGAUGCCACACCAGACGUAGUUGAUGAGCCAGAAGUUGAAACGGAAUCAGCCACCGAAAGAAGAGCCGCCGCCGCCGCGAGAGAACCAGCGACUGCCUACGCCAGGAAGGAACUUACCACCGCUGUCACACGUCGCCAACCGCCGUCUUAUGCUGAAGUAGUAUCCAAUUCCGGCACCAAACCGUCACCACCUCCGGCCGACGACUGGUGGGGAGCAGAGAGAGAAAUAGGCAGGAAGAAGGAUGGACAACCACGGAAUCAGAAUGGAAAUCGUGGGGGAACGACCGGUCGUGCACCAGCGGUGAAUCUAGAGGGCCCAACCGACGCUUCCGCUGCCCGGGGAGCCAGUAAUUUCACCGGAAGGGAGGGAGCGACGCCGAACUCAGGAGGAUAUUCGGAAGAAGAGGAUACUUGGCACUAAGAAUUGUGGACUCUACUACGUGGACGAGAUAGCUCAAACUGGUAGUGCGAUGCUGGCUCACGGGUCCACGAAACAAGAGGUUUGGUUGUGGCACUGAAAACUAUGACAUCCUUCCCAUGGUUACUUUAAACUGCUUUUUUCCGAACUUGCCUGUUCCUACUGAUUUUUUCUGUGAAACUUGUGUGUUGGCUAAAAGCCACCGACAGUCGUUUAAACUCUUAAACACUCGUGUGCAAUCUAUUUUUUCUCUGGUACAUUCUGAUGUGUGGG